Sycon ciliatum is the source of this 1320-nucleotide messenger RNA. RefSeq lists its product as uncharacterized. The record is from RefSeq and is a predicted model, not a curated record. Lineage: Eukaryota; Metazoa; Porifera; Calcarea; Leucosolenida; Sycettidae. Bases 100 to 1320 code for a protein of 406 amino acids. The transcript has 4 exons.
GCCACCGGAGUUGAAGUCGAAGAAGGCCAUUGUUAACGUGCAGAACACUGACAACAAGUGUUUACUGUAAGUAUAGCAGUGGGGUUUCAGUGUUGUGUUAUGGUGUAUGGAUUGAACUGUAUGCCGCCUGUCCAUGUCUUAUGUCAUCCGUACUUUAGAUGGUCAAUACUGGCUGCUAAAUUUUCGGCAGACAAGUCUCGUCCAUGUCGUCAAUCGUCGUACGCAGAACAUGCGGAUACUGUGGAUGUGAGCGGCAUCGAGUUUCCAGCAAAACUGGAAGACAUACCAGUCAUCGAAAGACUGAACGACGGUCUUUACAUCAACGUCUUCGGAUAUGAAGAGAAAGUCAUAUAUCCGUUAAGAAUUUCUCAGCAACCGCAGUCCGCCAUCAAUGUAUUGCUCAUCCAAGACGAACGCAAUGACGUGGAGGUGCAGCACUGGGUGUGGAUAAAGUCAUUCAGUCGUCUUGUUGCUACUGGAGCACGUCGAGCACAUUUCGUCUGCUUCAGAUGUCUCUCAACACACGUCACGGAGAAGGCAUUGAAUAAUCAUAUGAUGUACUGCAGUGAACAUCCUGAAGCUACGGUGGAGAUGCCAAAGGCUGGCGAUAGAGUGAUGUUCAGGAAUGUGAACAAGCAGCUUCAAGCCCCAUUUGUGAUCUAUGCCGAUUGUGAGGCUUUCAUAGAACCUCUGUCCGCUGACAAUAAAAUCGGUCAUUCGACAUUCCAAAAGAACAAGCAUGUAGCCUGUUCCUGUUCGUACAUUGUAGUACGAUCUGAUGGCGUCGUCACGAACCGUUUCUUCUACCGUGGAGAAGAUUCUAUGUUCUGUUUUCUGCUGUCACUUGAGCAAGAGGAGGAGACUAUCCGUGAUGAGCUUCUAGCAUGUAAUGCUGGUCAAAUGAUCAUUUCAGAAAGUCAGCAACGUGAAUUUGAAACGGUAGUCUCCUGUUGGAUCUGUGGUGAAGCGUUGGGUAGCGAUCGUGUACGUGACCACUGUCACAUCACCGGUGCUUAUCGUGGUGCAGCACACAACCAUUGUAACCUGAACAUGCGGAUUGAGCCGUUCAAGAUUAAGAUUCCUGUGAUCUUUCAUAACUUGAAGGGAUACGAUUCUCAUCACAUCAUAUCUGCCAUUGGGAGAACGUCCAUUGAUGAGAUUACGUAUGUGAACGAGAAAGGACAAGAACGGACCAAGCGUCUCGGUGCUAUCAACGUGAUUCCCAUCAACAGUGAAAAAUAUGUCACAUUCGGAUGGAGACAGUUCCAGUUCAUCGACAGCCUGGCAUUCUUGAACACCUCCCUAGACCGACGAGGAUGA